AGAGAGAGAGAGAUGGCCAGUUGGAACGUGCUGCUGCUGCUGCUGCUGCUGCUUGCUCUAGUUGUCAUUCAAACUAGUGCUAGGAAUGCGCCUAGCGAAGCUGCUCUUAAAACCAUCAACAACAACAACAACCAGAAGAGUGGCAAUGUUCCAAGCGACGUGGGUCUCAACGACCAGAAGAACUUCAUCACAUACGGUGGCGUUGGAGGGUUUGCCGGCGUUGGCGGUGUUGCUGGCGUAGCUGGAGGCUUACCUGCCUGUUGCAUUGGUGGUGCUGGCCUUGGUGGAGGUGGCGGAGCCGGCGGUGGAGCUGGAGGACUCGGUGGGCUAGGUGGGCUCGGUGGAGCUGGAGGACUCGGUGGUGCAAGUGGUCUCGGUGGGCUCGGUGGACUCGGUGGUGCAAGUGGUAUCGGUGGGCUUGGCGGUUUAGGAGGCGUAGGUGGCGUGGGAGGUGCAGGUGGCUUGGGUGGUGGAGCUGGUGGUGGUGGUGGUGCUGGAGGUGGUGUUGGUGGUGGUGCUGGUGCUGGUGGUGGUGUUGGUGGCGGUGGUGGUGCUGGCGGUGGUGUUGGUGGUGGAGCUGGAGGUGGAGCUGGUGGUGGUGCUGGCGGUGGUGUCGGUGGUGGUGUCCUUCCUCUUCCUUGA
Messenger RNA from Telopea speciosissima, 642 nucleotides. RefSeq names its product glycine-rich protein 23. Bases 13 to 642 code for a protein of 209 amino acids. NCBI's taxonomy places the organism in Eukaryota, Viridiplantae, Streptophyta, Magnoliopsida, Proteales, Proteaceae. The transcript is spliced from 2 exons. The record is from RefSeq and is a predicted model, not a curated record.